Engraulis encrasicolus (European anchovy) is the source of this 3064-nucleotide messenger RNA. It is a transcript of the gene ptbp2a, whose product is annotated as polypyrimidine tract binding protein 2a. Gene Ontology annotation, biological process: regulation of RNA splicing; mRNA processing. The record is from RefSeq and is a predicted model, not a curated record. Gene Ontology annotation, molecular function: mRNA binding. The coding region runs from base 14 to 1681 and encodes 555 amino acids. Gene Ontology annotation, cellular component: nucleus. NCBI's taxonomy places the organism in Eukaryota, Metazoa, Chordata, Actinopteri, Clupeiformes, Engraulidae. The transcript is spliced from 14 exons.
CUUCCUUCCCAGCAUGCUAGCUUCCGCCUCCAUUUUGUCGUCGUAUGUGCAAGCGACUACGGCAAACCUCCACAACUAUUUCUCCCUAGAGCAAGAUUCUUCGGCAAUGGACGGCAUUGUCAGUGAUGUUGGUGUUGGUGUGAAGAGAGGAUCAGACGAGCUUCUGUCAAGUAGUCUCUACAACAGUCCCAACUCUGGAAUGAGCAGUAUAAGCGACGGUACAUCCAACGGAAGUGACAGCAAGAAAUUCAAAGUGGAGGACGCGCCGCCAUCCCGUGUGCUCCACAUUCGGAAGCUUCCGAACGAGGCGACAGAGACUGAGGUCAUCGCCCUGGGGCUGCCCUUCGGCAAGGUCACCAACAUCCUCACGCUCAAGGGCAAAAACCAGGCAUUCCUGGAGAUGGGCACAGAGGAGGCGGCCGUCACCAUGGUGAACUACUACAUGGCGGUGACUCCACACGUGCGGAACGCCCCCGUCAUCAUACAGUACUCCACUCACAAGGAGCUCAAGACCGACGCAGGCAACCAGCGUGCCCAGGCGGUGCUGCAGGCGGUGUCGGCAGCGCAGGGGGGUGGCAUGCCCACGUCGGGCUCCGCGGCCAGCGAGAGCGCCCUGACUCCUGCGCCCAGCCCCGUGCUGCGCAUCAUCAUCGACAACAUGUUCUACCCCGUCACCCUGGACGUACUGCAGCAGAUCUUCUCCAAGUUUGGCACGGUGAUGAAGAUAAUCACGUUCACCAAGAACAAUCAGUUCCAGGCUCUACUGCAGUACAGCGACCCAGUCAACGCCCAGCAGGCCAAACUGGCCUUAGAUGGACAGAACAUCUACAAUGCCUGCUGCACACUGCGUAUUGACUUUUCCAAGCUGGUCAACCUCAAUGUCAAGUACAACAACGACAAGAGUCGGGACUACACGCGGCCAGAGCUCCCGGCAGGAGACGGCCAGCCCGGUGUCGACCCCUCCAUCGCCGCCGCCUUCAGCAAAGACUCGUCCUCGCUGCUCGGUAAGAUCCCAGGUGCCAUGAACCCGCUGAGUGCUGCGGCGGCUGCGGCGGCGGCAGCUGGAAGGGUGGCACUAGGCCACUCGGGCUCCGGAGGAGUCCUCCUGGCCAGCAACCUCAACGAAGAGACGGUUACGCCCCAAAGUCUCUUUACCCUCUUCGGCGUGUAUGGGGAUGUGCAGAGGGUGAAAAUCCUCUACAAUAAGAAAGACAGCGCCUUGAUCCAGAUGGCAGAUGCUAAUCAGGCCCAGCUUGCCAUGAGCCACCUGAACGGUCAGAAGAUGUACAACAAGAUCAUGCGGGUCACCUCGUCCAAGCACCAGACGGUCCAGUUGCCUCGGGAGGGACUGGACGACCAAGGGCUCACCAAGGACUUCACCAACUCGCCCCUGCACCGCUUCAAGAAGCCCGGCUCCAAGAACUUCCAGAACAUCUUCCCGCCCUCCGCCACCUUGCAUCUGUCCAACAUCCCUGAAGACAUUACGGAGGAUGACCUUCGAGUCCUGUUCUCCAACUCGGGCGGCACGGUGAAAGCCUUCAAGUUUUUCCAGGAUCACAAAAUGGCGCUUCUCCAGAUGACCUCUGUUGAAGAGGCAAUUCAGUGCCUCAUUGACCUCCACAACUACAACAUGGGCAAGAACCACCAUCUUCGAGUCUCCUUCUCCAAAUCUACCAUCUGAGAGCUAUGUCCUCUCCUCCAUGCGAACACGCAUCAGCAAUUUUGUUGUUUUUUUCUCCUUGUAUUUUUGUUGACUUUCACUUUGAUCCUUGGGACCACAUGCAUAACAUUGUUUCUUUUUUUUUCAUUUAAGAUGCACAAUCAUUCCUUUAUAAUGUGGAUUGAAGCAUUAAUUUCUCAUACCGUCAGAAAGAUGGACUGAGUGAAAGUUUCAUGAAGGUCUCUGUAUUUUUCCAAUGAUAACCAUGACAUGUUUAUGUUCUAUAGAUCAUUUAUCUUUUUAAUUUGUUCACGUAAAGAAAGAAUGGUAGAAACUGGUUCUUUCCGGUUUCAUUUUCUGAUUAACAAGAAAACAAAAACGAUGUGCCUUACUUGACAAGACAAGUUUAAACUCUCCAAUACAUCCACAUACAUAUUCACUGAACACAACUGAGGGGCACAUUGGUUUCUGCUGUUACAUGUGAAUGUGAAAUGGGGGAGUGGAUGUAAGGUAUGAUUGUAUGCUCUGCUCAUGAUUAGUGGUCAGGUUAUUGCUGUUUGUUUUCUUUCUGUCUUUGGCUUUCUCACAAUUGUUCUUGGUUGGUAAUGCCUGACCAUGCUGAAAUGAUCAUUAGCGAGUUCAUAGAUGAGCUCUGCUCAGACCAUGCUUUUUCACAGAGGGCUCAACAAUUUCAACAACCAAAGCUUUUUUAGUAGUCCUCUCCAAUCAGCAGACUUAAUUUAAGCGCCUUGAAAACUGAUCCUACACCUACCCCCAUCAACCCUACAUGGCUAAGAGUGAAGUGUAAAAAUGUCUUUGUGAUCGAGGAUGCUCUUGCAGAUUAUGUUCUUAGCGAGACAUUUGUAUAUCUUUUUUUCCCUAGAUAAAGCGUAAGAGUUUUCUUUCUCCUAACAUGCAUGUGUGAACUAGUGUAGCUAGGUAAAGAAUUGUAAACACUAGGCAUUUGCAUGCACUUUAGAAGCGAAACUUAAAUGAGCCGUGUUAUUUUUAUUUUAGGUUUUUUUUCCCUCUGUGUUUGACAGUUGGGAGGGAUUCUUGGGAGGGACCAAAACCUUUGUGCCUUCAGUCUUAAUUUCCACAGUAAAUAAUGGAUAUUGUUUUGUAUUUAUGGAGGAAUAUGUAAGUGCAAGAUUGGAAUAUUGUAUAAAUGUGUACGGUUAAAUGUGAUGAAACUUUUUUUUCUCCCCUGAAGAUGUUGCCGUACCUAUUUAGGAACUAAUGUUAUUAAUUGAUUUAAUUGUGUCUACGAAAAAAGAAAAGGAAAAAAAACAAAACCGAAGAAAAGCCAUUUAUAUUUUCUAUAUUGACUUUUUAUUUCUUUAGUAAUGUAAGAUUCGGUUUAGUCUGACCAUGGCACAAUUAAAAGUGGAUUUUUCUAACAAA